ACUCCUCUUAACUGGAUUUCAGAAUGAACUCAAGCCAAGCUCAGAUAGUGGAUAAUACCCCUCUUUGCUAUGAAUUCUUAAACAGAUCUUGUCCAAAGCUUGUCUAUCCUCUGUUUCUGAGAGUGCCACUUUACUUGUUCUUCAGCUCAGUGGUGAUUUUAACAGUGUUGGGAAACCUGUUUGUUAUCAUAACCAUUUUUCAUUUUAAGCAGCUUCACAUGCCAACUAAUUACCUUGUUCUGUCUCUGGCUGUAACUGAUCUGCUGCUGGGUGUCAUUUAUAUGCCUCCAUGUAUGGUACAAUCUGUGGAAACCUGCUGGUAUUUGGGUCAUCUAUUCUACAGAUAUUAUGCUGUGUGUCACCCUUUACUGUAUCACAAUAAAAUCACCUCCUUUGUCACAUUUAUCAUGAUUAUCAUCUGCUGGAGUGUCGCAACUGUAGUUGGGUUUGGAAUAAUAUUUCUGGAGAUCAACCUUCUGGGUGUUGAAAAGUUUUAUCAUGAGCAUGUUGCAUGUGAAGGAGGUUGUGUGAUGUUUCAAAGCACAACUUCGAGCACUUCUUCCUCCUUGUUUUCCUUUUAUAUCCCAGGUAUUGUGAUGCUCAGUAUAUAUAUAAAGAUUUUUCGUGUUGCUCAAAAGCAAGCAAAAUCUAUUCAGGACUCAAAAUGUAAAAAUACAGAAUCAGUGUUGAGCAAAGAGGAGAAAAAAGCCACCAAAACUCUAGCUGUGAUUUUAGGCGUGUUUCUGUCACUUUGGAUGCCGUUUUUUAUCUGCAACAUCCUCAAUCCUUUUACUGGCUACUUAAUUCCACCCAUAUUUUUUGAUAUGCUGGCUUGGAGUGGACUUAUGAAUUCAACCUGCAACCCUAUUGUGAAUGCUUUCUUUUAUAUGUAG
This is a messenger RNA of Astyanax mexicanus (Mexican tetra), 893 nucleotides long. Its product is annotated as trace amine-associated receptor 1-like. The record is from RefSeq and is a predicted model, not a curated record. Gene Ontology annotation, molecular function: trace-amine receptor activity. The coding region runs from base 24 to 893 and encodes 289 amino acids. The transcript has 2 exons. Gene Ontology annotation, cellular component: membrane. Lineage: Eukaryota; Metazoa; Chordata; Actinopteri; Characiformes; Acestrorhamphidae. Gene Ontology annotation, biological process: G protein-coupled receptor signaling pathway.